CUAUCUAUCUAUCUCUUUUAUGUUUAUUUUCUAUGAAGUGAACACUGCAUUUUUUCUACACACCAUUACAGUAGGCUAACUGUAAAAUAUAAAAAUCUGAAGAGAAACAUAAAACUAAAUCUGUCAAUAAAAUAAAAUAACUGAUUAAUCUCAAGAUCAGAGCAGAAUGGGAGAAUGUGUCUUUAUAUAUGUAUCAAGGGCGGAAAUUAACGAGGGUUUAUUGUGGCAAAUGCACCAAAAUGAACAAAAAUGGCAUAUAAAUUCAAGAAAAAGGGGCAAAAAGUUAAACAACGUAUUAUGGUCGUCGCUAUUAAAAUUAUGAAAAUGAAUGAAAAGUGUCAAUUUGCGGAAUUACAUGUAGAUUCACUCACACUGCAGUAUGUUGCUUUUACGUAAUGUAGCGUUGAGCCUGAUAACCAAUCAAACGCGUUUCUGUUGAACUUAGGAAUGCAUUGGCCAAUCAGAAGCUCUGAGCUCUUGUUUUUUACACAUAUAAUUUAGAUACAAUUUUAAAGUUGUUAUUGACAACAGUUUAAAAUACUGAUUAAGCAAAGUAUUUGAUAUUAAACAUUAACUCAGUAUGGUUUUAUAAUAAUGUGAUUAUAAAAAUUGCCCUCAUAAAUUUAAAAAAUGCCUAUGGAAAUCAAUUCUAGCGGUCAAAUAUUGCCCCUUAAUGGAAUUCCUGACCUUGAUAUGUGUGUUUAUUUUUUAUUUCACAAACUUUUACUCCUCCUAGCACCUCCUUUUAGUCACCUGGGGUUCCCCUAGAUCCCAGUUUGAAAACCCCUUGAACUAGAGCGCAAAUUUUACUCUAAUUUUGACAAAAUUUGUCACUCCAUCUUGCUUUUGAGCGACACUUUGGCUGUGCUAUAUCACACAAAUAUACUCAAAUACAUAUCUUGUGUCAUAUGUGACUGCUCAGAUCUGUCAUGUAACCGCAAUAACAACAAAAACACGUCUCAAACCAUCUCACUCUCAUCCUAGCACUCUACUGCGGGGACAAGCACACACAUACACAAAUGCACACACACAAAGGGCCCCUGAAAAUAAUCACUGUGGAGAACCUUAUAAAGCGAGCAAAGCACACACACACACACACACACACAAGAUCGCACAUAGAGCUGUUGUUCAGGCUGGGGUCCUGAGAGCGGGGUUCAGAGCAGCCAGUGUCCCGUCUGGCAGGAAGCACUCUGCAUUCUCAGCGACGUGCCUUGAGUGGACAAAUCAUGCUGAUUGUGUGGGAGAGAAACCCAGUGCUGCUCCCAAGAUGAAGGCAGAGAGGGAGGCAUCAUGCAAAGAGACAGCCGUACCUUCACUGUUUCUUCUCCUAUGGCUUUUCAUCUUUUCUUUGGCAGGUGUAUAUGGGGUGAAUAUCAGCUGUCCAUCUCCUCUAGUGCGAGGCACACUAGGAGGCUCUGCUCUUCUCUCUGUGACUUACACCAGCACCAGCUCUGACCAGCCUGUUGUUAAAUGGCAGCUGAAGAGGGACAAACCUGUCACUGUGGUCCAGUCCAUUGGCACAGACAUUAUCGGAAACCUGAGGCCCGAGUACCGCGGCCGAAUCCUCCUGUACGACAACGGCUCUCUGCUCCUGCAUCACCUGCAGCUGUCAGACGAGGGCGCCUAUGAGGUGGAGAUCUCCAUCACUGAUGAUACCUUCACUGGAGAGCGAUACGUCAACCUCACUGUGGAUGUUCCAGUGUCCAGGCCUUUUGUUCACAUGCCGGCCUCGUCCGUCCUAGAGCUGACUGAGCUCUUCAUACUCAACUGCACUCACGAUAGUGGCACCAAACCUACUUAUAGCUGGCUGAAAGGCGGGAAAUCUUUGACCAAUGACUCGCGUCUGCUCCUGUCACAGGACCAGAAGGUCCUGACCAUCUCCCGUGUUGUGAUGUCAGAUGACGACAUCUACAGCUGUAGGGUGGAAAACCCCAUCAGCAGUAUGAAGAGCCUGCCUGUCAAACUCACUGUCUACAGACGGAGUUCUCUCUAUAUCAUCCUCUCCACGGGAGGCAUUUUCUUGCUCAUCACCUUGGUGACUGUGUGCGCCUGUUGGAAACCCUCCAAAAAAAAAAGGCAAGAGCUUGCCGGGCAGAGCAGACAAAAUGUAGCAGAACAGAGCAACGGCAAUCAUGAGGUUGAUAUUGUGCCUAGUAGAAAUUACCAGAACCGUCGGAACCCAGGUGGACUAUAUGUCCUCAAAGAAACAGAUUUCCCUGACGGAACUGAUGAGUCUUCCUGUAAUUAUAUCAACCCCAUUGAUCCCCUCAGCCCACCUUGUUAUCCCAGCAUGGCUCCACCUUCCGCACACUCUCCGGAUGCUUAUAUGCAUUCAGGAAGAAGAUACCCCCGUACACCUGUCCCCUCUCCUCCAUCAACCCCUCAUUCAACUCUCACUCCACCCCUCUCCUGUCCUCCACACAUGGGCAGCUUAACACGCAAACCCCACCCUCCAAGACUAAGCCCCUCCCCUCCUCAUGCAGAAGAAUUUCCGAUGGAACCAGAAAACAAUAUGCACCACCACAGCCUUCCACGAUGAACGAGACGAUAAAGAGUUCUGAAUGUAAAAUGUCAAGGGUAAUGUCAGAUUAUGAGACUAUGUAUGUGGAUAUGGUCAUUUUAAUAAGUGAUUUUUAUUAGUUUUCUUAUGUAAAUGUUAGUAUUUUAUGCUUUCCAGAUAGAUGAAUAAAUGGUGUACAAGACCAAAACUUGUAGUUGUAAAAUAAGAAACUAAUUUAUUUUUUUUUUUUUUUUUAAUACUAAUAUUAAAAUAUUUGAUUUUUAUCAGAUUCAGCUGUGGUUUAUACCUUAAACUAAAUCAAUAUAAUACUUUAAAAAGAAAACAUCCUGUUAUACUGUUUAAUUUCAGCUAUUAUUGGGAUCUCUUAGGAUUUACUGUAAAUAUCACUUUGUCAGUAUUAAAAUGAUUUUAUUCUU
Molecule: messenger RNA, 2937 nt
Organism: Labeo rohita (rohu)
Lineage: Eukaryota; Metazoa; Chordata; Actinopteri; Cypriniformes; Cyprinidae
Gene: hepacama
Product: hepatic and glial cell adhesion molecule a
Exons: 7
Coding region: 1268-2539 (423 amino acids)
Source: RefSeq, a predicted model, not a curated record